Messenger RNA from Peromyscus leucopus (white-footed mouse), 1180 nucleotides. It is a transcript of the gene Cldn10, whose product is annotated as claudin 10. Gene Ontology annotation, biological process: cell adhesion; bicellular tight junction assembly. Gene Ontology annotation, molecular function: structural molecule activity. Gene Ontology annotation, cellular component: plasma membrane; bicellular tight junction. The record is from RefSeq and is a predicted model, not a curated record. NCBI's taxonomy places the organism in Eukaryota, Metazoa, Chordata, Mammalia, Rodentia, Cricetidae. The transcript has 5 exons. The coding region runs from base 272 to 961 and encodes 229 amino acids.
UAUCUGCUGUACCAAAACAUUUAAAAUUCACCUACAGAAUUUUGGUAUCUGAAUAGAGAAUCAGAAAGAUUAUUCUAGGCUGUCUCUGAGAUGCCGUUAGUGAGUCAUACUUUGUUCUAAGUUCCUGCACUUCCAGCCAUUAGAGCAUGAAGCACUGUCACCUACCCGCACGGGCUGGCUGUAACUUUUGUGGAAGUUCUGUCCGGCGGCUGCAUGCCUAGACCACCGAAGCAUUCUGUCUGGACUGUAACAGCAGGCAAGGCUGAGCGACAUGUCCAGGGCGCAGAUCUCGGCUCUGGUGUGUGGUGUUGGAGGGUUUGGUGCUCUCGUGGCCGCCACUACAUCCAAUGAGUGGAAAGUGACCACCCGUGCGUCCUCUGUGAUAACCGCCACGUGGGUCUACCAGGGUCUGUGGAUGAACUGCGCAGGCAACGCCUUGGGCUCCUUCCACUGCCGGCCGCAUUUUACUAUCUUCAAAGUAGAAGGUUAUAUCCAGGCAUGUAGAGGACUCAUGAUUGCUGCCGUCAGCCUGGGCUUUUUCGGGUCCAUUUUUGCGCUCUUUGGAAUGAAGUGUACCAAAGUCGGAGGCUCAGAUAAAACCAAAGCUAAAAUUGCCUGCUUGGCUGGGAUUGUAUUCAUAUUGUCAGGUCUGUGUUCCAUGACAGGCUGUUCCCUGUACGCAAACAAAAUCACAACAGAAUUCUUUGAUCCUCUCUUUAUGGAGCAAAAGUAUGAACUGGGAGCGGCUCUCUUUAUCGGAUGGGCAGGAGCCUCUCUCUGCAUCAUUGGCGGCGUCAUAUUUUGCUUUUCGAUAUCUGACAACAACAAAACACCCAGAAUGGGCUACACAUACAACGGCCCCACGUCUGUCAUGUCUUCUCGGACCAAGUAUCACGGUGGAGAAGGAGAUUUUAAAACCGCAAGCCCUUCCAAACAGUUUGAUAAAAAUGCUUAUGUCUGAGAGAGCUCCUGGCCAGCUGUGUCUUGAGUGAGCUGUGAAAGCGAACUGUUCACACAACGACCCUUCCAAGGCCUUCCGUAACUACCGCUUCAGCUUGUUUUUUUUAAAAUAUGAAUUUGAAGACUGUUGAUUGGACGGAUGUAAAUGUUCUUAUAGUUGUAUACUAAUCACUUUCUGUUGUGCCUUCCUAUAAGGAAAAUAAACAGGUUAUUUACAGGA